Molecule: messenger RNA, 309 nt
Organism: Acaulospora colombiana
Lineage: Eukaryota; Fungi; Glomeromycota; Glomeromycetes; Diversisporales; Acaulosporaceae
Source: the annotation of a GenBank genome assembly
AUGCAAUACGCGAGAAAUCAAUGGACUCUGUUUAGCAAGCGAACAAGUCUCAUCCUUCAAACCACUCGAACCAUACACACUACCGGGCCUACCCCUGUCCAUCUUCCACCGCCGAUAGCUCCGUCCGUAACAGACACCGCCAACUCAUCUUUCCUUUUCUACACGCACACCUCUGACAGGACCAAGCCGAGCAAUAACGAGGAACAGCCCUUUUAUAAGGAGCGAGUGGAGGUAAUUAGGUGGGGAGAGGAAGAUGAUACUGCCACGGUGGGAUUGCCCAGGAAAGACCUGAGAGAAGAGAUCAAGAAG